Sardina pilchardus (European sardine) is the source of this 958-nucleotide messenger RNA. Its product is annotated as natterin-3-like. The record is from RefSeq and is a predicted model, not a curated record. NCBI's taxonomy places the organism in Eukaryota, Metazoa, Chordata, Actinopteri, Clupeiformes, Clupeidae. Bases 35 to 958 code for a protein of 307 amino acids. The transcript has 3 exons.
UUUCUUUUGUACCGACAAUCCUCAGAUUUCUCAGAUGGGGUCCUACCUGCAUGCUCUCAUUGCUCUGGUCCUUGCUGUGGACAAGACCAUUGCCCUGGACACACCCAACAAUACAGUGGCGCAUGUUCCUAAGAUUUCCAAGGAAAAGGUCAUAGAGCGCUUCGUCGGAAACCUUGAGGACGAUGCCCCUUCAACUGUUAAUAUGACCACCCGUGCCAUUUCUGAGCCCAAUAGCACUAGAGCUGCCUCGUCACCUCCGUACAUCUUCAAGGACAACCCCAAUCUAGAGUGGCAGUUGUUUGACCACUCCCUCCCCAAUGGAGCAGUGGGCAUUUGGAACGGUUAUACCGGCCGCUACGACUAUGUGUGCAGGCCAACAAGUGGGACUGAGGUGGGGUUCUACAGUAGCAUCUAUGGUGCUUAUUGUUUUUUCCCACGCUAUCCUAACUUGUGGCAGACUAAUGGAUUUUAUGUCCUUGUGAACAAAGAUGACUUUGUAUUCCUGCAGUGGAUAGAGGGAUCUCAUGGGUCUGUUCCCACCCACUCAGUCAGAUCAGGUACAAAUGACGAUGGGCAUUAUGUUGCAAAAAACAAGUAUGGUUUAGGAUUGCUACAUCGUAAUGAUGCAUUCUAUUUGCCUUGGAUCCAAAAAGUAAAAGAUGGGGUAGUCUAUGGGAAAUCUAUAUGGUAUAAAAAAUCCUACCAGGCCUUGGUAAUUAAUUCAAGCCCAUAUUCACAGGAGCUCAAAAAUGUAGAGUACAGAUGGUACGGAGUUAACAUGCAAGGCAGGAGAUUCACAUCAGACAUACCUUACAAGGGUCUCCUUGGCCGUACCUACAGCAACAGCGAGACCAAGUGGACCACCAUCUAUGGCACUUAUAAAGGUGUGCAGGUUGCAGAUUAUCGGGCUGAGGUGGAGCGCUGUGAGCCUUUGAUCAACCCCAAGCCUUGUGAAUAA